Mya arenaria is the source of this 1013-nucleotide messenger RNA. RefSeq names its product protein sll1483-like. Bases 5 to 913 code for a protein of 302 amino acids. The transcript is spliced from 7 exons. Lineage: Eukaryota; Metazoa; Mollusca; Bivalvia; Myida; Myidae. The record is from RefSeq and is a predicted model, not a curated record.
UAAGAUGAAGACGUUUUUCUUAACUUUCACAACGCUAUUGUUCGUUACCGUCUGUUAUGGCGCGGAUGACUUGUAUUCGAUGUUAACGUCGUUGAACGCGACGACGUUCAAAGGUUUAGUGGACCAGGCAGGACUGGCGAGCGUGCUGCAAGGCCCAGGCCCAUUUACAUUACUGGUGCCAACCAAUGCAGCCAUUGCUAAAAUACCCAACGCCGACCUUGCCUCCGUGACAGCAAACGCGCAUUACCUUAAUGAGAUUAUCCGAUACCACGUGAUCAGUGACGUUCAUGAGAGCCAUUCCUUCCCCUUCGGCCGCCAUCUCUUUCUGAACAGCACUAAUGGACAUGUGAUAAGAGUCUACCGCAGUGCCACAGGAACCCAUUUUAAUCAAGCCACAGCUGUGAAGACCGACAUUAAUGCAACCAAUGGCAUUAUUUACCUGCUAAACUCUGCGUUGAACGUACCAGAAGGCACGGUGAUUGACAUUCUUGGUAACCCUGACUACCAGACCUCCAAGUUUCUGGAGCUAGUUCGCCAGGCAAAACUUGACACCAACUAUGCAAACCCAACCGGACUGAACCGGUACACGGUGUUCGCUCCUUCCAAUGCAGCCAUUGACGCCCUGCCGGCUGGUACCUUAGACGCUUUAAGUAACGACACUACAAAUUUGAGAAUGUUAAUAGAGUACCACGUGCAUUCUGGGACUCUCCACUCGGCGUCCAUAGUGAAACGCCACAGUAUAACUACCACCCUUCCCGCCCACUCCAUUGCAGUUACAACGAACGACGCGGGCGAUAUAAUACUUGACAAUACCGCUCAAAUAACCGAUGACGACAUCGAGGCUGAAAACGGGGUGGUUCACGUAAUCACCAAGGUUCUUAUGCCACACAUUCUCUCACCGAUAAUUGGCUGAAUGUAUAUUGCAAUGGGAUUUUUUUCUUUCCUUGUAGUCAUGUUCAACUGACAUAAUGUAUGAUUGCAAUAAAUAAAAAAAUGAAAUAGUAUAAAUUCUA